CCCUUUAGGAGCUUCUGUGUAAAGGACUAAUUAAGCUAGUUCAAAACACAGACCUCAAGUAGUUUAUACUAGAAGCACCAACGGGAGAGAUGCCGCAGCUGCUGAUGAAGAUGCAUGAAUAGGUCCUACCAACUGUAUGUACGAUUUUCUUUUUUUUUGUUUGUUUGUUUCUUGUAUAUUUUGAAAAGUAAAACUUUUGACAAUGAGAUACCACUUUACACCUUUGAACAUGCCAUACAUUAGAAAGGACAGUUAACAACAAAUGUUGGAGAGGAUGUGGGGAAAAGGGGACACUUCUGAACUGCUGGUGGGAGUGUACUGUGGUCCAACCUUUGUGGAAAAUAGUCUGGAGAUUUCUCAGAAUGCUAGAAAUAGACCUGCCGUAUGACCCAGAAGUUUCUCUGCUGGGAUUUACCCAAAGGAAACAAAAGUGCCUAUCAGAGGAGAUCAUAUUUACCUAUGUUCAUAGCAGCACAAUUAGUAAUGGCCAAACCCUGGAAACAACCCAGGUGUCCAACAACAGGCGAGUGACUGAAAGAAUUAUAUAUAUGAUGGAAUACUGCUCAGCUGUUAAAAAUAAGGAAGUCGUCUCCUUUGCAUCAUCUUGGUUGGAACCGGAAGUAAGAUAAGCCCAAAAGAGAUGAACAAAAACUAAAUGAUCUUGCUAAUAAUUGGGACUUAUUAGAGAGACUGGGAGGGAGAACAAAGUGAAAUGUAGACAGGGCAUGGUAUACUGCAUCAAAGCCAAAGACUGGGGAGCGAGGGGGCAGGAGGUGGAAGACAAUUGUGGAUGCCUGGUACAUAAUGCAAUUGAGGUUAUAUGUCAGUGGCUGCACUGUAAAGCAUUAACCACCUUAAUAAAAGAAAAAAGAAAAGAAAAAACUUUAGGACCCAGGAGGUGGCACAGUUGAGUAGGGUGCUGAACAUGGAAGCAUGAAUUUGAUCCAUGGCACCCCAUGUGCCAGAGUACUGCUCUGUCUCUUUCUCUCCCUUGUGUUAAUACAUGAAUGAAAUAUUUUUAAAAAGUAAAAGAAAAUCUUAUUUAAGGGCCAGGUGCUGGUGCAUCUGGUAGAGUAUGCACAUCCCAGGUUCAAGCUCUCAGCCCCACCUGCAAAAGGAAAGCUAGAAGCAUGUGAGUAAGUAAUAUACUUGCUAAAAGCAUGGGGAAGUACUGCCACAGUUAACUCUCUCUCUCUCUGUCUCCACCUUCCCCCUCAAUUUCUCACUGUCUUCAUCAAAAGGAGAAAGAAAAAAUAUCCACCACUGGGAGUAUUGGAUUCAUGUGCAGUUACUUCAUGGAUUCCUUUGGGCCACUUAGGCCAGAAGGCAGCCAGUCAGUAGUCAGCAGAAUGCAGAAGAAAUACUGGAAAACUAAGCAGGUCUUUAUCAAAGCAACAGGAAAAAAGGAAGAUGAGCAUGUGGUAGCUUCUGAUGCUGAACUGGAUGCUAAACUUGAGGUUUUUCACUCCAUUCAAGAGACGUGCACUGAACUUCUGAAGAUAGUAGAGAAAUAUCAGCUAAGACUCAAUGUUAUAUCAGAGGAGGAAAAUGAACUGGGACUCUUCUUAAAGUUUCAAGCAGAACAAGAUGUAACGCAAGCUGGCAAAAUGAUGGAUGCUACUGGCAAGGCACUGUGUUCUUCAGCCAAGCAAAGAUUGUUCCUGUGUACUCCCUUGUCUCGUCUUAAACAAGAAGUAGAGACCUUCAGUAAACGGGCGGUAUCUGACACCUUGGUGACAAUUAAUAGAAUGGAGGAGGCUCGCACAGAAUACAGAGCGGCUCUGCUGUGGAUGAAGGACGUAUCCCAAGAACUAGACCCAGAAACUUUAAAGCAAAUGGAGAAGUUUAGAAAAGUACAAAUCCAAGUGAGAAAUAGCAAAGCUUCAUUUGACAAGUUAAAGAUGGAUGUUUGUCAGAAAGUGGAUUUACUUGGAGCUAGUCGCUGCAAUAUGUUAUCUCAUUCCCUCACUACCUACCAGAGAACGCUGCUUGGAUUCUGGGAGAAAACAGCUCAGAUGAUGUUCCAAAUCCAUGAGGCUGGCAUUGGUGCUCAUCCUUACGGUUUUGUAGCUCUCAAGCAACUACAAGAUACUCCAAGAAAGCUUACUGAAGAUCACAAAGAAGAAAAAAUAGAAAACCACUGUCUUACUGAAGACCUCAACAAGUUAGCUUUGUCAGAUGAGGAAGUGAACUUGGAAAGUGAAGCAGCAACUGAAGACCACAAGGAAGCAUGUUUUGAAGUAAGAGAAUUUGGAACAUCUCAGUUUUCUAAUUCUGAAAAUGUUACAAAGGAUCUACCGAUAGAUUCGUUCGAAGAAGAUUUUGAGAGAGAAUUCUCAUUCCUGAACAACCUUCUGAGUCCUGGCUCUUUAAGUACUAGUGAAUUUAACCAAGAAUGUCACACUGCUUUUGGGAGCCCCACUGCCAGCCUCAUGUCCCAGGAGCCUUGUGUGGGGUCUGAGUCCCUUGCUGCUUCUUCUGGAUUCCUUCCUUCCCAGCUCUUUGACCUUGGCCUUCAUGCUGCUGGAGCUUUCAACAGCUGGGCCAUCCAAGGCGGGUUAGAGCUUCCUCUUUCACAAAUUGGCCACCAGCCAGUGCCUUCACAGAGUCCAAAGAAAUUCACAAUAUCUCCAGAUAGUAGUAACCAGGAUAUGUCAGCCUGGUUCAGUUUGUUUGCAGACUUGGAUCCACUUUCAAACCCAGAUGCUAUCGGACACUCUGACGAUGAACUUCUUAAUGCCUGACUGAAGUUGUCCUGUCACUCAGCCACCUUCAGACAUCAGUCUGCAACAUGCUGCGUUUGGGGGAAGGGAGCCUCUGCUCUAAUCCAGACACAAACACAUCUUGUUUGCACUUGUCAGCCCACUUCAAACAGUCAGGACCACAUGUGAAUAGAUUCAGCAUCUUUUUAAUAUCUUGGAUCUGCAGCCAUUGGUAACAUGUGGAAACUAUUAGAAAUAAUUAGAGUGUGAGCUAGAUACCUAAUUUUAAGGCAAAAUAACAGGAAUAAGCCUGUGGGUUGGAAUUGGGCAUACUUAUCUGGAAGCCUUUAAUGCUGAGGAUUCUCUGUGUGGGAAAAGGGCAGCUGGUGUAGAAGUUAGGUUACAACUUGGGGUGAUUUUUUUAAAAUUUUCUGUUCUGGAAAAUAGCAUUAGACCCAGCUCAGUUUUGUCUUGAGUUAGAAAGACUUCAGAACUCAAUUUACUUUCAUGAAAUCAGAGAAACUUGGUGCUUGUGUAUUCCACUAGGAGGCUAAAAUGCAAGAGUUGUCAUUUCUCCUUCAUACACAAUCACGGGCACCUGUCGAUUCCUCUAUUGGAUUUUUUACAGGGAAGUAACAUGAUGAUUUGCUAAAUCCAUUCUCCAUAGAAAAGGAGAAAUUCCGCUCCCCUUUUCAGGCUACAAGAAUAUCCAAAGAUGUUCCAGAUGUGUAGGUGUCCUCCUGCUUGGUUUUUACAUGUUGCUACAGAAACUGGCUUUUCCUGAAACACGAAGCAACUACCAACAGUAACCCUUCCUCUAUGGCCCUUCUGCUGGAGUGAGGGAGACACCUUUCUGACCCUUUAUCCUUAUAUAUGUAUGUUCAUACUCACCUGUGCCCCUUGAUAAGAUUUAAUCCAGAAUAUUUCCUGCAGCUACCAAAAGCUCUUCAACUCACUAAGGCAGCGUCUCAUUUCUGCUACUUUUCCCCUCUCUGGUUGACCAUUACCCCCGGCGUUCUGCAUGUUGCUCCUGUGAUCCUUAGAGGAAAGGCCUGGAGGGAGGGCUGUUCAUGCUGAUGUGCACACCUACUCAAUCACAUUCCAUGCUCAUUUUUUCUUGCUCAUUCUUUAGUUUUGAGGCAGUUCUCCUGGUAUCUUUUUAUAUUCUAGUCCUUUUAUCUUCAUAAGAAAACAACCAAGUUGGGGGUCUGACAGUAGCACAGUGGGUUAAGCUCAGGUGGCGCAAAGCGCAAGGACCGGCUCAAGGAUCCCGGUUUGAGCCCCUGGCUCCCCACCUGCAGGGGAGUCGCUUCACAGGCGGUGAAGCAGGUCUGCGGUGUCUUUCUCUCCCUGUCUUCCCCUCCUCUCUCCAUUUCUCUCUGUCCUAUCCAACAACAACGACAACAAUUAAUAACUAUAACAAUAAAACAAGAAGGGCAACAAAAGGGAAAAUCAAUAAAAAAUAAAAAAAGAGAAAACAACCAAGUUAUUCACAGUAGUUCUUUAGAACUACUUGCAGUAGUUCUAAACAGAUUUAUGAAAGAAUAACAGUGUUCAAGUCAUUAAAUAUAGAAAAACUGUUUUUAGGAACAGACCAGAGGCGGCAAAAUACAGUCCACCUCGCCCCAGAGCAGCCUGGCAGAACUAUGACGUGAACUACCCACAGCUCUCCAGAGAGCCACCGGUGCGGAUGGCUGAAUGCAGGGUAGGCUUAAGAACCUUGCUCAGGGGCUGAAACACGGCCUCAGGAAAAGGCUACUGAUUUUUUUUUUUCUUCUUCCAUACUUAUUCCAGUGAUUUUGUAUUUACUGAAGCAUUUUCUUUUAAGCUCAGUAAGUGUGCCUAACUAACCUACACCAAGAUGCAAUCACUAAGGGUGGGUUACCAACACGUAGUCUAAAUUCUAAGCCUGUGAUGACUUUGCUCUCAACUUUGAGCACGUCAGAAAUGCUAACUUGCUUCUACCACUUGUGCCACUUUUCACCAUGUUUCAUCACUACUACAUCAGUUCAGGCAUACUUGACUGUUUCCCCUAAACACACAAACAGCCUGUUGUCAGCAGUAAAUAAAGACACUCCAACGCAGAAGAAAACCAUGACAGCCUUCCCAAGCUUGAAGCCCAGACUCAAUGUGAAGAUUCACUGCCCUCAGUUUUUAAGGGGAAGAGUUCUCAAACACUGAAACAUUCAAGGAAUUUUAUUUAAAAAAUAUAUUUUAUUCCCUUUUGUUGCCCUUGUUUUAUUGUUGUAUUUAUUGUUGUCAUUGUUGGAUAGGACAGAGAAAUAGAGACGGAGAAGACGGGGAAAGAAAGACACCUGCAGACCUGCUUCACCACCUGUGAAGUGACUCCCCUGCACAUGGGGAACUGGGGCCUUGAACCGGGACUUAGACGGGUCCUUGUGCUUUGCGCCAUCUGCUGCGCUACUCCCUUCAAGGAAAUUUGUAUUAUCCAAUUUUUAAGUUUUCUUUUUCAACACAGGACAUGUAGUUGACCAUUUAACCGGAAGUAACGUUAUUUGCGUUACCAGCUCUCGUUAUAACCUUAGUCAGCCAAACAAGCCCAUUUUUGAGAAGUACCUUAAAAUUUUUAUUAAAAUAAAAGUAACCUCAUAUUUUCUCAAGACUAGUUAUUUAAGGAUCAAGCAUUAAUUUAGAAGCCAAAUAGAAGCCUGGCUAUUUUACACAGGAAUUACCAACAUAGAAAAGCAAGCACAAUACAUAUUCAGAAGGGAGUGAAAGAAACAGAACAGAACUGCUAUUUGUCUAAAUCAACCAUAAAGAGACAAAUUAAUUAACCUGAGCAGCAAGCUCCUUUAUACAGAGUGCGAGAAAUACUGGUCUCUGUAAUACCAGCCAAGAAUCAUCUAACCACAAGAAAGCUGCAGAAUAAACUUAAGUUUGCCUGAUCUAUCACUUUUCAAGGGGCAAGAAUGCCAGGGAAUAUGAAGACCUGAUCAGUGUAACCGGAUAUUUUUUUUUUAAAUUUCAUCAGUUAUAAAACAUAACUCUUAUUAGAAGCUGUAUCUAAAAGGUUUCAGUAUUUGCACAAUGAAAAAGUGUAUUUCAACUAUAAAUAUUUCACAUAUAUAUCUUUACAAACUAAUGAGAAGCAUCAAGGUCUUACAAGUAUAUGAACAAAGGAACCGAAUGUGUUCUGUCUACUUUUCUGAGCCUCUUAAUAAAGCUUACUAGAUGGUCUAA
This is a messenger RNA of Erinaceus europaeus (western European hedgehog), 5903 nucleotides long. RefSeq names its product islet cell autoantigen 1 like (gene ICA1L). The transcript is spliced from 13 exons. The record is from RefSeq and is a predicted model, not a curated record. Gene Ontology annotation, cellular component: Golgi apparatus. Bases 1281 to 2744 code for a protein of 487 amino acids. Gene Ontology annotation, biological process: regulation of transport. Gene Ontology annotation, molecular function: protein domain specific binding. NCBI's taxonomy places the organism in Eukaryota, Metazoa, Chordata, Mammalia, Eulipotyphla, Erinaceidae.